UGUUAGACUAUUAAAAAUGGUACAGGUGCGAAUCAGUGAUGGUGUGUUAGAAGGAAAGGUGACCAAUAAUGGACAUAAGGGAAAGAUCUAUAGCUUUAGAGGCAUUCCUUAUGCUCAACCACCACUAGGAGACCUGAGGUUCAAGGCACCUCAGCCAGUAAAACCUUGGAAUGGAGUGCGAGAUGCAAAGAAGUUAGGAAAUGAAUGUUAUCAAUAUAACAUAUUUUCCAAAACGUUGAAUCAAGGAAGCGAGGAUUGCCUGUACAUUAAUGUUUUCUCACCAAAUCUAAAACCCACCAAUCCGCUGCCGGUCAUGGUUUGGAUUUAUGGCGGAGGUUUUACCUGUGGAAGUGGUUCCGAUGAAUCAUACGGACCAAAUUAUUUAAUAAGACACGACGUUAUCCUUGUCACGUUUAACUAUAGACUCGAGAUUCUUGGCUUCCUUUGCUUAGACACCGAAGAUGUACCCGGCAAUGCGGGCAUGAAGGAUCAGGUUGCUGCACUUAGAUGGGUCCAAAAGAAUAUCAGUAACUUUGGGGGUGAUCCUAACAACGUUACAAUUUUCGGAGAGAGUGCCGGAGGGGGCAGCGUUUCUUUUCACCUUUUGUCCCCUAUGAGUAAAGGUUUAUUUAAAAGAGCCAUACCACAAAGCGGGCUCGCUAUCGCUCAUUGGGCUACAGGCUUUAAUGUCAAAGAAAGGUCGUUGCAAUUAGCUAGAGAAUUAGGAUGUAAUUCAAAAGACGAAAAAGAAAUAUAUGAGUUUUUCAAGGCACUACGUUUUGAAACACUCGUAAAAAAACACAUAACAGUGACGUAUGCGGAAACAAAUAAAGAACUUCUUAUUGUGCCAUUUAGUAUUGUUGUAGAAAAACAAUUCGGAGAUAAUGAACGGUUCAUGGUCGCUGAACCUAUUGAAGUAUUACGUAAUUGCGGAAUACAUGAUGGUGUGGAUGUUAUGGAAGGCUACACCGAAGAUGAGGGAGUUGUAUUCUUAGCGGCCGGCAAGGAUGUUUAUAAAAUGAUAUCCCAGGCCAACAAGUAUCCAGAAUUUUUAGUGCCGAAAACUAUGUCUAUAUAUUGUCCUCUAAUCGAUCAAAUGGAAGUUGGUAAAAUGAUAAAACAAUUCUAUUUUAAAGACGAGGAUGUAUCUAUGGACAAUUUGUACAAUUUGCUAAAGUAUUUCGGUGCAGAAUCCUUUAAAUAUCCAACGAUUUUAUUCCAAAAAAUUUGUGCAAAAAGAGGCAAAAACAACAUUUUUCUAUAUAAAUUUACCUGCAAAUCGGAACUAAAUGUUUUCAAACAUAUAAUGGGAGUCGAAGAUUUUAUAUUGCGUGAUAAAACUUUAGUCAGUCACGGGGAUGAUCUUCCUUAUAUUUUUCAUAUUAAACUAUUAACAGACAUUAACCCAAAAAUCGCAACAAACUCCAGAGCUUUGAAGAUGAUUGAUCAAGUUACAAAACUCUGGACAAAUUUUGCAAAAUACGGUAACCCAACUCCAGAUGAGAGUCUUGGUGUUAUAUGGAAGCCGUACACUUUGGAAGGACAAGAUUUUUUGGACAUAGGUGAAAAUUUGGUGGCUGGUACCAGACCGGAUAAAGAUGAAUUGGAAUUCUGGGAAAGGAUUUACACGAAAUAUUGUCCAAAAUAUGCACCAUGAAAUAACAUAAAGAGAUAUUUCAAUAAAAUCCUUACUAAUCCUUAUCCUUACUAAUCCUUACUAAUAUCCUUACUAAUAUUA
Molecule: messenger RNA, 1738 nt
Organism: Papilio machaon (common yellow swallowtail)
Lineage: Eukaryota; Metazoa; Arthropoda; Insecta; Lepidoptera; Papilionidae
Product: cholinesterase 1-like
Exons: 3
Coding region: 17-1657 (546 amino acids)
Source: RefSeq, a predicted model, not a curated record